AUGCGCGACCCAAGGGCCAAAGGGCACAUUAAGUGCCCUGCACCAGGUGGCGAGCCAACGGGUGCAUUUGACUGCACCUACACGUACGAGAAGGUGGGCGAGAUCUCCAUCGACGAGCUUGAAGGAAUCCCAAGUUUCGGCGCACUCAUGAAGUCCGGCGGCUACGAGUACAGCCGGAGCUCGGACAAGGGCAAGAAGAUGCACUUCUGGGACGACAAGAACUCCACGGAAGCCAACCAGAGGCGCAUCAACCGUGUGCUGGACAAGUUUAACGAGAAGUACCCCGACCAGCCAUACCUGGAGGACCCGCCACUUGCCAGAAUGGAGAUCGUGAUGUAA
This is a messenger RNA of Symbiodinium natans, 339 nucleotides long. The record is from the annotation of a GenBank genome assembly. Lineage: Eukaryota; Dinophyceae; Suessiales; Symbiodiniaceae.